Molecule: messenger RNA, 5305 nt
Organism: Drosophila hydei
Lineage: Eukaryota; Metazoa; Arthropoda; Insecta; Diptera; Drosophilidae
Gene: svr
Product: carboxypeptidase D
Exons: 9
Coding region: 682-5037 (1451 amino acids)
Biological process (GO): proteolysis
Molecular function (GO): zinc ion binding; metallocarboxypeptidase activity
Source: RefSeq, a predicted model, not a curated record
GGAGUGUUAGCCAAUAUUUAUAAAAUAUUUAAAUAAAUAAACUAUAAAACUUGCUUUUGACAAUGCAAUUCGAAUAUUCCGACAAAAAUAAAUAGAUUUAUUCCAAAGCCUGUCUCAUUUGGACUUUUUGUUUAUCGACCGGAACUAAACUAUACAAUUGAAGCUCUGAAUCGUUGUCGGCUCUUACUUUUACCAAAUAAACGAGUUGAUAAUUGUAGUUGUAUAUAUAUAUUUGCUUGUGUUUUUUAAUUAAGUCACUAAUAAACAAAAUAUUGUGCUAAAAGUUAUUGACGACAGCUCAGGGUAAGCGUAAUGUAUAAUUAAAUAAACAAUGUGCGCUGCGUUCUACAGGUAAGUCAAGAGCGGCUCUUGAGUGCACGUCAUCAAGUCCGAUUCCAGUUGCCAGUGAAAAGAAAGAAAGCAAGCAAACCAGCACAAGUUAAAGCAGUGCAAAAUUACGCAGCAAGUGCCGUCUGUCGUGGCUUAAUUACAAUCAGUUGUGCAUGUUUAAUAAAAGAAAAAUAGAAAAUUAUCGCGUAGUGCAACAAGUGAGUGCAAUCUCGAUCCCACUCACGGCCUGCAUAUAAUUGCAAACAGUAAGAGGCGCGCGCGCCUGCGCCUACGUUUUUUUUUUGUAUUGUUAGUGCUCUUAUUUACGUUGCUUACGUGUCGCGUCGCAAAAUGUACGCCUGCGCUUACGUAGUCGUGCUCGCAUUUACGUGUCUUGCCGCUGCCAGUCCCGUUAACCCAACCAUCGCGCAUGUCGAAGUGAUUGAGGAAACCGACAGCUUUCUCGAUAAUGCGCAUUAUCUGAACAACGAGCAGAUCGCCGAACUCUUUGCCCGCCUCAGCCGCGACUAUCCAGCGCUGGCCCAGGCCUACACGAUAGGUCGCACCACACAGGGCCGUGAGCUGCAUGCCCUGGCCCUGAAUGCGCCCGCACCGAAUGGCAAUGGCGACGAUCUGCUUCGUCCCAUGGUCAAGCUGGUGGCCAACAUCCAGGGCGACGAGGCACUGGGCCGCCAAAUAGUGCUCUACAUGGCCGAAUAUCUAGCCAGCAGCUAUCAGCUGGACAGCCAAGUGCAGCGUCUCCUCAACACAACCGAAAUACAUUUUCUGCCCAGCUGUAAUCCGGAUGGCUUCGCUGCCGCAAAGGAGGGCAACUGCGAAUCACUGCCAAAUUAUGUGGGACGCGGCAAUGCUGCCGGCGUCGAUUUGAACCGCGACUUUCCCGAUCGCUUGGACCAACAUCAUAUCAAUCUGCUGCGCACCCAGUCCCGGCAGCCGGAAACCGCCGCCUUGGCCGAGUGGAUUUUGAAAAAUCCAUUUGUGCUCAGCGCCAAUUUCCAUGGAGGCGCCGUCGUAGCCAGCUAUCCCUACGAUAACUCAAUCGCUCACAACGAUUGCUGCGAGGAGAGCCUCACGCCGGACGAUCGAGUGUUCAAGCAACUGGCGCACAGCUACUCGGACAAUCAUCCGAUUAUGCAGCGUGGCAACAAUUGCAACGACAGCUUCGCCGGCGGCAUCACCAACGGGGCCAACUGGUACGAGCUGUCGGGUGGCAUGCAGGACUUUAACUAUGCCUUCACCAACUGCUUUGAGCUGACCAUUGAGCUCUCCUGUUGCAAAUAUCCACCAGCGAGCAGCCUGCCCGAGGAGUGGCAGCGCAACAAGCGUGCGCUGCUGCAACUGCUGAAGCAGGCACACAUCGGCGUCAAGGGCCUGGUGCAGGACACCAGCGGCUAUCCCAUACCGGACGCCACCAUCAUUGUCUCCGGGCUGGAGGACAAGCCCAUACGCACCUCGAAGCGUGGCGAAUACUGGCGCCUGCUAACGCCUGGCAUCUACAGCAUCUAUGCGGCAGCAUUUGGCUAUCAAUCGAGUGUGCCGCAGCAGGUGCAAAUCACGAACGAGAACGCUGAGGCGCUGCGACUGGACUUCAAGCUGACGCCCGUUGAGAACAAUUUUGAUGGCAACUUUCGCAGGCAAAUUGUGGAGCGCGCCGAGCCGGCGGCGCAGCUGAAGCAGGAAUACGAUGGCUUCCUCACGCCCACAGAGUACAAGCAUCACAAUUUCGUGGCCAUGGAGAGCUAUCUGCGCAACCUGAGCGCCAGCUAUCCCUCGCUGACGCGCCUCUACAGCAUUGGCAAGAGCGUGGAGAACAGAGAUCUGUGGGUGCUGGAGAUCUCCACAGCGCCGGGCAAGCAUGUGCCAGGCGUGCCGGAGUUCAAGUACGUGGCCAACAUGCACGGCAACGAGGUGGUCGGCAAAGAGAUGCUGCUGCUGCUCACCAAGUACCUGUUGGAGCGCUACGAGAACGAUGAGCGCGUCACUCGACUCGUGAAUGGCACACGGAUGCACUUCCUCUACAGCAUGAACCCGGACGGCUAUGAGGUGUCGCACGAAGGCGAUCGUACCGGCGGACUGGGCCGGCCCAAUGCCCACAAUGUGGAUCUAAAUCGCAAUUUCCCGGAUCAGUAUGGCACGGAUAAAUAUAAUAAGAUCACAGAGCCGGAGGUGGCAGCCGUCAUGAACUGGACGCUUUCGAUACCGUUCGUUCUCUCCGCGAAUCUGCAUGGCGGCUCCCUGGUGGCCAACUAUCCGUUCGAUGACAAUGAGAACGACUUCUAUGAUCCCUAUGCGCGCCUGCGCGACGCCAGGAUCAGCGGCCGCAAGCUUAACCCCACCGAGGACAACGAACUGUUCCGGCAUCUGGCGCUUGUCUACUCGAAGGCGCACUCCACCAUGCACCUGGGCCAGCCGUGCGCUCUGUUCCAGAACGAACUGUUCACCGAUGGCAUCACCAAUGGCGCCCAAUGGUACAGCGUGACGGGUGGCAUGCAGGACUGGAACUAUGUGCGCGCCGGCUGCAUGGAGCUGACCAUCGAGAUGGGCUGCGACAAAUAUCCGCUGGCCAAGGAGCUGCCCCAGUAUUGGCGCGACAAUCGCGAGCCCAUGCUGCAGCUGAUCGAGCAGGUGCAUCAUGGCAUCCAUGGCUUCGUACGCAGCAGCAUUGGCACCCCCAUCGUCGGGGCAGCCAUCGCCCUGGACGGCGCCAACCACAACACCUACAGCGGCACCUACGGCGACUACUGGAAGCUCACACUGCCUGGCCGUCACAAUGUGACCGUCCUCUCCGAUGGCUUUGCGCCGCUGCGCGUCGAGGUCGAGGUGCCCGACGCGGAGCCGUUUGGCAUGCGCUUGGAUGUCACCCUCAUGCGCGACGAUCCACAGCACUGGGCAUCCGCCAACGAUUUCCGCAUCAUCGAGAACGUCGUCAACACCAGAUACCACACAAAUGCCGAGCUGCGCAAUCGCUUGGCCGAGUUCGAGAACCAGAACCCGCAGAUCGCCAGCUUUGGCUAUGCGGACAACGAGUUCAGUCGACACUUCAACUACCUCAAGUUGACUUCCAAUAUCGGCGAGCCGGAGGAGCACAAAUACAAGCUGCUGGUGAUUAGCUCGCUGUUUGAUACCGCCGCACCUCUGGGCCGGGAGAUAAUGCUGAAUCUGGUGCGACAUCUGAUCGAGGGACACAAGCUGCAGGAGGCAUCUGUGGUGCAGCUGCUGCAGCGUAGCGUCAUCUACUUUUUGCCCCAGAUGGAGCAUUUCGAUCCGAUCUUCGCCAUGUACAAUGCCAACAACUCCGUGUGUGAUCCUGUGCUGGCCGAUGAGCUGGCCGAGCGCAUACUCAGCCCGGAAACGGAGCAGGCUAGGGACGUGCUACUGCAGUUCCUGCGCAGCGAACGGUUCGACAUGAUGCUGACAUUCAGUGCGGGCAACUCGGAGCUAAUCUUUCCGCAUGCCGACUCCAUAUUGGAGAAGUUCGCGAACAGCAUCCGGCGCACAGAGUUCAACUAUUCGCCACUUCAGUGCAGCAGCUCGGCCACGCGUCAGCUGCAUCACGAGACCAGCGAACGGCUGACCAAUCUGCUCUACAAUAUGUACAAUAUACCGAUGUUUACCUUGGGUCUGUCCUGCUGUCGCAUGCCCGCGCACAGUCACAUUGCCUCGGUGUGGCGCACCAGCAUCGAGAAGAUUCGUAACUUCCUUGCACUGGUGCAGACCGGCAUCACGGGUCUGGUGCAGAAUGAUAAGGGCCAGCCGCUGCGCGAGGCAUUCGUCCGGCUAUUGGAGCAUCCUUCCAUCCACAACGUGACACGCAAUGCCGCACGGUUCCAGCUGAUGCUGCCCAAGGGCCUCUACGGCCUCGAGGUGAGCGCGCCCAACUACGAGUCACAGAUCGUGAAGACGGAGGUGCAGCAGGGCGUGUUCAGCGACUUGGGUAUCAUCAAGCUCAAUGGCUUCAGCCUGAUCAAGGGCGAGGUGACCGAACUAAGCUCGCCGAGCAAGACAACCACCAGUCUAACGGGCAUUGUGCUCGACGACAACAAUCAUCCCAUACGCAAUGCCAAAGUCUCGCUCAUCCAGCCAGCCGGCUGGAGCCACGUGCGCAAUUUCACCAACAGCCUGGGCGAGUAUCGUUUGUCGGCCGUGCCGAUCGGCGGUAUAACGAUCAAGGUGGAGGCUCCUCGUCACUUCGAGGCCACGCGCGAUCUUCGCGUGUCGCAGCCGGGCCAGGCCAUCGAGAAUGUGAUCUUUCAUCUGAAGUUCAAUGCUCAUGUCUUUGGCCUGCCCCGGUUUCUGUUCAUCAUUGUGGCUAGCGUGCUCAUCAUAGUGAGCGUGGUCAUAUGUGUGCUAUGCGCCCAGUUCUGGUUCUAUAGAAGGCAUCGCGGCAAGAUGCCAUACUACAAUUUUUCUCUACUCCCGCAAAAGGGCAAGGAACAGUUCGAGCUGGACGACGAUGCUGGCGACGAUGGCGAAACGGAGCUCUUCCGUUCGCCCAUCAAACGUGGCAUGACCAUACAACCCUACUUCGAUGAAGAGCAGCUGGAGCAUAUACUGCACACGGACGAUGAGGAUGAGGAUGGCGACGAGCAUGAGCUGGACGAUGAGCGGGAGCUGCAGCUGGAUGUGGCCGAUGAAAGCGGCGAUGAAAUUGUCAUGUUGCAUCAGCACAAUCGACGCAGGCAGUAGAAAGAGACAGCAACAACAGCACACAACAUAACUGUGAUUCCAAAGUUUUCAAAAACCAAGCGCUCUGCUUAAAGUACGCUUAACUAAAAAUAUUAAUAUUAUUUUUUUUAUAUGCAUAAAUUAUAUAUACGAAUAUAUAUCUCAAGACAAAACACACACUUUCCAAAAUAUGGACUAUAUAUAUAUAUAUAUCUAUAUAUAUGACGUCCAAGAACCUAACUAUAACUGUACUUUUAAGACUGAGCCCAAGCGAAACACACAAGAUAUA